GUCAGAUACUAUCAACUAAUUAUGUUGUUUGAAUGUUAUUGUUUUCUUUGCACACGGUAAUUGAUUAAUACAUAAAAUGGAGUCUUUGUUAAAAAGUUAUGAGCAGCAAUUCAGUGUCACAACCGCGAGCAUCACGGCAAAAACAGCAACACUGAAUGGGACUAUAACAGCUGAAGACAAAAAGUCUGUUGUUCAACAGAUUGUGAGAGAACUAGAAGAAACAAAAGAUAUUUUGGAGCAGAUGGGGUUGGAAGUUCGAGAACUUGAUGCAACAUCAAAAAACAAAUAUUUUACACGCAUUGAAAGCUAUCGCGUUGAACUUUCGCGACUUGAAAAAGAAUUCAAUAAUAAAAGACUUGCAAAAUGUGGAGAUAGAGAAGAACUGUUUGGAGAUGCAGAAGUGGAAGACGCAUGUGACCAUAACCAGUUCUUAAUAAACAGUGAAAAACUAGAAAGAGGAAAAAGUCGUUUAGAGGCUGGCUACCAGGUAGUAGUCGAGACAGAACAGAUAGGCAAUAACAUUCUUGCUGACCUCAAUCACCAACGAGAAACCAUACAGAGAACCAGAAACAGAUUGACAGAGACAGAUGAAGAACUUGGUAGAAGCGGACGUUUGCUUAAUCACAUGCUCGUGAGAAUUAUUCAUAAUAGGCUUAUACUUGUUGGUUUAAUUUCCAUAUUUGCUCUUUUUAUCAUAAUUACGUUGUACAUAAAAUUUAGAGCAAAUUCCUAGUCAUCCUUAUGUUCUGCACAUGUUUCGCAUUAAAAUAUACGUUAUUGUUGUGCUCACCAUU
Messenger RNA from Daphnia carinata, 794 nucleotides. It is a transcript of the gene Vti1a, whose product is annotated as vesicle transport through interaction with t-SNAREs homolog 1A-like. Gene Ontology annotation, molecular function: SNARE binding; SNAP receptor activity. The transcript has 5 exons. Lineage: Eukaryota; Metazoa; Arthropoda; Branchiopoda; Diplostraca; Daphniidae. Gene Ontology annotation, cellular component: late endosome membrane; ER to Golgi transport vesicle membrane; SNARE complex. Gene Ontology annotation, biological process: intra-Golgi vesicle-mediated transport; Golgi to vacuole transport; vesicle fusion with Golgi apparatus. Bases 77 to 733 code for a protein of 218 amino acids. The record is from RefSeq and is a predicted model, not a curated record.